UAUAGGACGUAUUUUUCAAAAAAUCAAAAAAAAAUUAAAAUAAUAAAGAAUAUUUGAUUAUAUUAGAUUAAAACGAUAAUAUAUAUUAUAAAAAAAACGAAUAAAUAGAAGGUUAUUUUCCUUUAAAAUGUUGUUUUUUGGAAUUCAUAAAAUAACAAAAUGAAAUAGAAAAUAAUUCUGAAGAAAAAUGCGGUUUUUUAUUUAAAUAAAAUAAUCAAGAACUAAAAAUAUAUACAAACAAUUAAUAAAUAUUUAUAAAUUGGAAAAAAAUAUUAACCUAAAAAACAAUUUUAUUAACUUUUCAUGAUGAUUAUUUAGUAACAAAAAUGAUAGGAAAAGGAUCAUCUUCAAAGGUAUAUUUAGGUACAAAAAAGGAAAACGGAUAGUAGUAUGCAAUUAAAUGUUUUAACAAAAAAAACUCGACAAUUCUUCUUUUGGAAAACAAGCAUUAAUAAAUGAAAUGGAAAUAAUGCGAAAAGUAAAUAAUCCGUAUAUUAUUAAAUUAUAUGAAGUAUAUGAAAGCUAAAAUUCGAUUUAUUUUAUAUUAGAAAGUUUAAUUGGAGGCGAAUUAAUGGAAAGAUUAAAAAAAUAUACUUCUAUAAAAGAAUAUGAUAUUUAAUAAAUUAUGAAAAAUCUUUUAAUUGGAAUAGAACAUUUACAUUCUAUUGGAAUUAUGCAUAGAGAUCUUAAACCAUAGAAUUUAUUACUUAGGUGUAAAACUAAUAAUUAUGGAAUUGUUUUGGCGGAUUUGGGAUUAGCGACUUAUUAAAAGAAUGAGAAUUAAUUCCUUAAGAGAUGUGGAACGCCUGGUUAUAUAGCACCUGAGGUAUUAAAAUAUAAGGAUAAUGACCCCAUAUAUGGAUUAAAAUGUGACAUAUUUUCUGCAGGAAUUAUAUUUUAUUUACUUUUGACCGGAAAAGUUCCUUUUUAAGCCUAAAACUAUAAAAAUGUAAUAACUUUAAACAAAUUUUGUUAAAUAAACUACGAUAUUCUUGAAUUAAAAAAUGUGUCUUAAUUAGCCUUAGACUUACUUUAAAAAAUGCUUUAGCCAGAUCCUAAUUGGCGAAUAAGUGCUUCUGAAUGUCUAUAGCAUUCUUUUUUUAAUAAGAAUAUAAUAAUAUUAGUUCAUCACUUCCUAACUUAGACAACUUGAUAAAAUAUCAAUAGAAUAAAGAAAUAGAAUAAAAUAAUAAAAUACAUUAGUUUGAUUCUUAAGAAAUAAUACUAUCCCCUAAAUUAAAUAAAUUAAAAACCAAUUUUAGCUAUUAAUUUGGAAGUUCUAACUAUUUGGAUACUCCUUUAUCUUACGAAAAACAAAAAACUUUAAAAAUUGAUCUUUCGCAGUUAAAAGCAUAAAAUUAAAUUGAUAAAAAUAAAGAAUAAAAAAAAUGAAUAAAAUAAAUAUUAAAAACUUAAUAUUAAAAUGCAAAUAAAAUUUAAAACGAAUAACAAUUAUUUA
Ichthyophthirius multifiliis is the source of this 1459-nucleotide messenger RNA. RefSeq names its product protein kinase domain protein. The record is from RefSeq and is a predicted model, not a curated record. Gene Ontology annotation, cellular component: nucleus; cytoplasm. Gene Ontology annotation, biological process: protein phosphorylation; mitotic DNA damage checkpoint signaling. Gene Ontology annotation, molecular function: protein serine/threonine kinase activity; ATP binding. The transcript is spliced from 2 exons. Lineage: Eukaryota; Ciliophora; Oligohymenophorea; Hymenostomatida.